Linepithema humile (Argentine ant) is the source of this 2884-nucleotide messenger RNA. RefSeq lists its product as uncharacterized. The record is from RefSeq and is a predicted model, not a curated record. Lineage: Eukaryota; Metazoa; Arthropoda; Insecta; Hymenoptera; Formicidae.
UCCACAGAGCGCGCGGCGUCGCAUUUAUCUGUCAAACGCGGUGGCGGCCGGCCGCGACGGAUCCGGUGAUGCGCCGUCGGCUGACGCGCGUCCGUUGAGCGUUGAACCGGCGAAGCGUAGAUCUCAGCGAGAACGCUUCGAGGGAACGUGAUACUGUUUAUCCUCAGACUCGGCCAGUACCGAGAGUGCGACAGAGAAAGCGUGACGCGUGAGCGAGCAGAGCGGUUAACCUUUUGAAUAAGCACGUCUUGUAUUAUGUGAUCGCGAAUCGCGCGACGAGCGAACGACAACACAAGGAACGAUAGAAAGAAAGCCGCGGGGAAAAUGCGGACGCAUACGUGUGCCGAUAUUUUCUGCUGUCUCGUCGUGCUGAUUCUCGUUGUACUGUCGACGUUCGGCCGUGCAGAGAACGAUAAUGGCACGUACCUACGGCGAUGCAACACUUCGGAUCUCAAGGAGGCAUCGUGCGGCAAGAAUCAGAGAUGCCACAUGAUGAACAACACCUCGGUAUGCGAGUGCAUACGAGAAUAUCAUCUUGUUAAUGACGAGUGCAUUAAGACACCAACGGCGACUGCCGAGACUAUUUCUACUACUACUACUAUUACUACUCUUAAGCCAGAACACAGGUCCGAGUCAGGAGGUAGCUCCGUAGCCGCUGGUCUGCUAAUACCGACCUUCCUCAUAGUGAUCGGUGUUCUGCUGUACUUCGGCGCGAGACGGUACAAAUGGCUGCAACGGUUUCGGCAGUAUCGUCACAAUCGUUACGGCAAUGUCCUAGUCACGAGAGACGACGACGACGACGAUGAUCCGCCGAUAGCGUAAGACGACGACAAAUAAAAUUUAAAAAAAAAGUAAAAAAAUUUUUUUUUAAUGCUAGCAAAUGCACAUGUCGCGCGUACAAAGCGCACUUGCUUGAAACUUGAGAGAGUUAAACAAAUGCAAUGCGACUCCUGUCUGCUGAUAGUGCACAUGCACAGUUACGGCCGGGCGACGCUUGUUUCGCUUGUUUAAGGAUCAUUACUGUGCGUGCAAAUAUCAGCAGAGAAGUAUACGAAGUACGCGAGAGGCGAGUGGCGAGAGGCGAAAUGAAUUACGAGGCCAAAUGUAAGAACGCACUCGCGCGAGUAGGUAUGCCUUCCUAAACGGAAACGGUUUGUGAAAUCUGUCCAUCUUAGUCAAAAUUGUAUGUAAUUCAUAUAAUGAUGGGUUAUAUGAUUAUUAUUGUAAUAUGUAUUAUAUUUUUCGACGAAACUUUGAACGCUGUAUCUCAUUCGUCGAGGACACAAAAGCGUUACUACUCGCGCUAGUGUCGAAUCUAUAUUUAUAUGUGAUCAUAAAGAAUAUGGCAUAAUGGACUGCGUUAACGAUAACUGUAAGCAUUCACUGAGAGCAUAAUUUUUUACAUUGAUAUUAAUAAGCUGGUCAGUAAACUUUAUGUAAUAUUAAUAUAGAUGUGUAAUAACGGGGUGAUCGUUUCUUUUGUCUCACUUCAUCUUCACUAUAAGCAAAAUUUAGACAAAUUAUAUAAAGUGUUGUGUCGCUAUUAUUAUCGAUAGAAUUCUACAUCUAUUCUUCUUUGUGAUUUUUUUUUAGGAAUAUUGGAAGUAAUGUGAUUGAUACGGACGGACUGAAUAUAAGUAUUUAGAGAAACUUAAGUUUAAAUAUUCAACAAUUUUGAUUGAUAUUUUUAUGAUUUUUGGAUAACACGAUUUUUUUAAUCAACUAGGACAUACAUGCGCGCGUUACACGCGCGCCUUUUUUUCUUUUCUUUCCUUUCUUUCCUUUCAACUUAAACUUGUCAAACAGCUGUUAAAAUAAAGCUGUCAAAAUACAAACUGUCAAACACAAUCAUCUUUAUGACAACCGAUCGAUAAUAAACAAAAUCGCGAACUUGGCGAUUGAUAAAUCGAUCGAUAACUGUUGCAACGAAAAAAGGCUUCAAAAGUAAAUAACAUGCUUCUUUUGUAAGAUCGAUCACAUUACUGAUAUUGAAAUUUAUUUUUUUUUACACUAAAUAUUUUCUUUUCUCGAAGGUAAUUUUUCUUUUUUGACGUUUACGAAACAAACCAAAUCUUAUCAUUCAAUGAAUCUAAAUUAGUACUUACUGCUUUUUUGCUCUAUAGAUAACGGAAUAUUCUAAAUGCUAUGAUGAACGUGUAAAUUUGACAGAGUUACCUUUUAAACCGCAAGAAAUUUGGGAGCGAUUGCAUUUAUACCAAAAGAAUGUCGCGCACUUUUUAAUCUCUUCGAUGUCUCUGUAGCGUAAUAAAGUUUGUAAAUACUUUGCUAUUCGUAAAUGCGUAUUCUUGCCAGCAACAAUUUCUUCCUACAAAAUAAUCUAAUCGUGCUUCAGAAAGAGGUCUCUAUCUUAUCUAUACAUGUAUAUAAGUGGGACUAUCUUCGGCUCGUGGAAGAUUAACAAAGAAAACUUUCGAGAGUUAUAUAUAUAUAUAUAUAUAUUGUAUACGUACCCUAUUCUUGUACUGUAUCGUUUUUUGUACAGAACUAUGCACUAGAUAUUGAACUAUAGUGACUGUCCGGUGUAUAGUAGCGAUUUCGAUCGAUCAAGAUCGUCGAUCGAGAUAUUUGAUAUUUUUAUAGUUCGCGAGUACAAAUCUAAGAAGUGGUGAGUAGUACUGGCGAAUUAUUAUUGUAGUAAUUUUAUAGCGACAAUUUAAUUUUUCAGCAUUACGAUCCAAAGUGUGGCUAGUACUGUCUGCUUAUUUGUUGAUGCAUUUCAAUGAUUCGACUGAAUAUCUUAAAUGUUACUACCGCUACGUUUAUACAAAAGCUAUGAUAAUGAUUCAUUGAAUAUCGCGGUUCUUCGCGCCAGGAAUAUAUUCGAAUAUUUCUCUGCCUUUUUCGCCGAAAAAAAAAAAAAAAA